CUUCUGAUGCGAUAACAUGACCAGCGGAUUCGUACAUUCCAUCAAAGUCCCAAGACUUUAUAAAUCUGCUGCUAAGAUUGUUCAGGAGGUUCGUGAGAAAGGUGGUAGUCUUAAAUCAUUGAUUUACGGACAAAAACAUCCUAAUGUGUCCGCGAUAUAUUCUUUAUGCCUUAAUACAUUGCAAAGGGAAGAGCAGUUAGAUCAUCUUAUAAAGAAAACUAAUAUAUUAGUGAAUGAACCUCGUUUGCAACCGUGGUUAGCAAAAAUCCUGAUAACAGAAUUACUUUGGGGGAAGAAGGCCUUGAAAACUGAAUGUAAACCUGUUCAAACUAUACUUGCGUAUGAGCAAAAAUUUCGAGAAGAAUUAAGCAAUAUUAGUGACAUUGAUGCGCUUCAGAAACCUCAUAAAACAGUAAAAAAAGCAAGAUAUGUUCGUAUCAACACUUUAUUAGUGUCACUAGAAAAGGGGAUAUCUUAUUUUCAAGAGGAGGGAUGGUCUUUCAUGCCGAAAUGUCAGAGUUAUGUAGAGCAUUUAAAUGUUAUACAAAAUUUAAAAAAGCCAAAUUUUAUUCAGGAUUAUCAUAUUUCGGAAUUACUUAUUUUUCCGCCUGACACAACUUUUCAUGAUCACCCUGGUUAUCAAAAUGGAGAAAUUCUUUUACAAGACAAGGCUAGCUGUCUUCCACCACAAUUGUUAAAUCCAGAACCAGGGUCUACAGUACUUGAUCUAUGUGCAGCUCCUGGAAUGAAAUCAUCUCACUUAGCUGCAAUAAUGGGAAAUAAAGGAAAAAUUUACGCAGUGGAAAUUGAUGAACAAAGGUACGAAACAUUAUGCGAACAAGUUAGAAUAACAAAUGCCACUUGUGUAGAAACUGUCAAUAAAGAUGCAUUAAUUUUGAACCCAAAUGAAUAUCCCAAUGUGGAAUACAUUCUAGUUGACCCAACGUGCUCUGGUUCAGGUAUGUUGGAUAGACAGAUAGUGCAUGGCAAUGAAAAAUGUAACCCGCAGCGUCUCAAACAAUUACAAGCAUUCCAAGUUUUCAUUUUGCGACACGCUUUAUUAAAUUUCCCGAAUGUGAAGAGGAUUGUUUAUAGCACUUGUUCUAUUUAUCCGGAAGAAAAUGAGCAAGUAAUAGACGAAAUUCUUGAAAAUGUACAAGACGCAUACAAGCUUUCUCCCGUGAAGGAUUUGUUAAAUCAAAACUGGCUAAACUUCAGUUCAAAGAAAUAUAAUUGUUCAGACAAAUGUCUUUAUGCCAAUUCUGACAUAGAUUUGUGCAAUGGUUUCUUUGUUGCUGUAUUUGAACGAAACUUUGAUGUGCCACUACCAGAAUACAAACGAAAAGGGAACGUUGCAUCAAAUAACAGAGAAGUAGAAGAAGUAGAAGAAGUAGAAGUAUUACACCUUGAGAAAGCAAAUACGACACGGAAGAGGAAAAAGCGCGGGAAAAGGAAAAGCGCGAAUCAAGAACCUUCCAAAGACGAAGAAAACAGUGACAGCAUGAGUAUUCUAAAUGCUUCUUCUGAUUCGGCUAAAAUCAUCCAAGAAAUAAACAAUGAUAAUGAUAAUGAUUUGUCUCAAAAUGAUGGCGAUAAGUCUUGUCAAAAUGACGACGAUGAGCAUUCUGAGAACGAUAACGAAGUUGUUAUUGAAAAGAAGAAAAGGAAGAUUGAACGAAAGAAAAGGGAAGCCCUUUAAAAAUAUAACUUAUUAUCCUUGGACGUUUCUUUAUUGUUGUUACGUAAAAUAUAUUGAGAUUUUUUAUAUUGGAUUUGCAAAAACAGUAAAUACAUACUGUCGAAUUAAAGAAAGAAACAGGAAUAAAAUACGAUGUUCUUUUCCUUUA
Messenger RNA from Bombus pyrosoma, 1847 nucleotides. RefSeq names its product 28S rRNA (cytosine-C(5))-methyltransferase (gene Nsun5). The record is from RefSeq and is a predicted model, not a curated record. Gene Ontology annotation, molecular function: methyltransferase activity. The transcript has 6 exons. NCBI's taxonomy places the organism in Eukaryota, Metazoa, Arthropoda, Insecta, Hymenoptera, Apidae. Gene Ontology annotation, cellular component: nucleolus. Bases 17 to 1699 code for a protein of 560 amino acids. Gene Ontology annotation, biological process: rRNA base methylation.